This is a messenger RNA of Nothobranchius furzeri (turquoise killifish), 6356 nucleotides long. The record is from RefSeq and is a predicted model, not a curated record. Lineage: Eukaryota; Metazoa; Chordata; Actinopteri; Cyprinodontiformes; Nothobranchiidae.
CUGGGGCUGUUUCUGUGUUGUUCUGAAGGAGAAUGUCUGACCUUUGACCUCAAACAGUGAAAACCCUCCCUCUUAAAUUAAAUCAUCAUGUAUUAUAUUUUAGGUUACUGAUGUGUUUACCGGUCUGAAACGUCAUUUGGCUGAGAAAAACAAACAAACAAUUGUGGACUUUGGUGUUCCCUGAAAACCCCAUAGGAGGUCCAGGGACUGGCUGGAUUUCAGCGUAACCUGGAUUUAAAAGUUGUGAGAAACCUGCAAAAACUCGCUGCGUGUGUGAGUGUGACGCAAGAGAAAACAAGCAUUUGGGAGCGGAGCCAGUUCAGAGUGAGUGACAUGCCCGACAGCAGCGCGGCCGCCCACUAGCAGACAGACUGGGUGAAUCUUAAUUGUGUAACGCUCAUUGACGAGUCAGCACAAUGCCGCAGAGCCCGCGGAGGCGCACCGAUCCGAUCCGGCCAGAGCUAUGAAAUGCUCCCAUCGAGGAGGACGCAAAUGGACAGCCUAGUUCAGCCGCUCGUCGCCCAGUACCUCGCCAUGGGAUGUCAAUCUAAAGAGAACCAAAAUGAAACCAUAACGUCAGACGACAAGGGAAAGGAUGACGUGAGGGCGACUACAGGAUGCACUUUCAGCAAGACCAGAGUUUCUCCUCCUGGUCGUCCUAACAGGUUCCACAAGCCCAUCCAGACCCCCCCGAGGAAAUUAGUAAUGUCUCUGGGACACCUCAGUAAAGGGGCGACCUGGGAGGAACUCAUCCAGGCCUGCUUGGAUUGUUUUGAUGCAGAUGGUGGCGUGAGGAAGAACGGCCACCUGCUGAACAUCACCCUCACCAUGCACCGACUCCUCAUGUCCUCCAGCGACCUGCUGGACAGACUCGUUAGCCUAUUUAAAACAGCGUUAGACGAGGAUCAGCCGGUGGAGUUGAAGAGGAUAUGCUACCUGAUCAGGCAUUGGAUUCAGGAAUUCUGGAUAAUGUUCCGGCUGCCCCACAGCUUGUCUGACAGCCUGGAGGAGUUUCGGGAGCUGCUCAGAGAGCACGGACAGGAGGAUCUUUGCUCCCUGCUAGAGACCAAAUGGAUAAAUGAACGAGAACGAUCGUGGAAGGCUAGCCAGAAGAUCAAAGCUAACUACAGCAAAAAGAGGAAGGUCUCUCUCCUUUUUGAUCACCUGGAGCCUGAUGAGUUAGCCGAGCAUCUCACUUACUUGGAGUUUAAAUCCUUUUGUAGAAUAUCGUUUGUUGACUUUCUGAAUUACAUUCGAAGCUGCUGUAUGAAGGACAUCCCCGUGUUGGAGCGUUCAAUCGCGCUGUGCAAUGGGAUUUCCCAGUGGGUUCAGCUGAUGGUGCUGAGCCGGCCAACAGCUCAGCUGAGAGCUGAGGUUUUCACAAAGUUUAUCCACGUUGCGCAGAGUCUGCACCAUAUGCACAACUAUAACACACUAAUGGCAGUGGUGGGGGGGCUAUGUCACAGCUCCAUAUCAAGACUUAAAGAUACCACCUCACAUGUACCAAGUGAAGUCGCCAAGGUCCUGAAUGAGAUGACAGACCUGCUGUCAUCCUGCCGAAAUUUUGACAGCUACAGACACGCUUACAGCAGGUGCACAGGUUUUAAAAGCCCCAUUCUUGGCGUUCACCUCAAAGACCUGAUUUCAGUCAAUGAGGCCAUGUCCGACUUUGUGGAAGACAACAAGGUGAAUGUCCAGAAGCUCCAGGCGCUCUACAACCACAUCAAUGAGCUCAUCCAGCUCCAGCAGAUCCCACCCAAACUGGAUGCCAACAAAGAUCUGGUUCAUCUGUUGACGCUAUCCUUGGACCUUUACUACACCGAGGACGAGAUUUAUGAACUAUCUUAUGCACGGGAGCCCAAGAACUGUAAAGCACCUCCAGCAACACCUUCCAGACCUCCAGUUUGUGUGGACUGGACAUCAGGAGUGGCUCCUAAACCUGAUCCCCGAACCAUCAGCAAACAUGUGCAGAGAAUGGUAGAUUCCGUGUUCAAGAACUACGACCACGAUGAGAACGGUUUUAUUUCCCAAGAAGAUUUUGAGAAAAUUGCUGCAAGCUUCCCCUUUUCUUUUUGUGUCAUGGACAAAGAGAAGGAAGGACUUGUGAGCAGAGAGGAGAUCACAGCGUAUUUCAUGCGUGCCAGUGUUAUCUGCUCCAAACUGGGUUUAGGUUUUGUCCACAACUUCCAGGAGACAACGUACAUGAAACCCACCUUCUGCGAUAACUGCUCUGGGUUUCUGUGGGGAGUCAUCAAGCAAGGCUACAGAUGCAGAGACUGCGGCAUGAACUGUCACAAGCUGUGCAAGGAUCAGGUAGCAUUCGAGUGCAAGAAGAACACCAAAGUGACCAACACCAUUGAGAGUCCGAAGCCAAGCACUACGCCUGUCACCACAAGCACCUCAGACGGUGGGCUGUUUCCCGGUUCGGAAGAUUGCCCCUUCCCUUAUCCCCCGGAUACCAGGAAAGACUGGAGUCCAGAUUCCCCAGUCACCUGCAGCUUGAGGCCUAUAAGAGUUCAUAGCUACACCCAAACAGAGGGACACCAGCUAUCCUGUCCCACUGCUGACACCAGCCUCCCUCAGCCGUCCCUGUUGGUCCCAGUUCCACCCACCCUCCCCUCCUGCCCGAGCCCCGUGCCUGGAAAGAAACAUUGUGCCAAGUGGGAGAACCGAGCCGCUGUGCUGCAAAAGCCUCACGAAUCUCUGGAAUCCGAAAACCUGAAGCUUCAAAAUGCUAAUGAGACACUACGCAGGAAGCUCAGAGAGGCUGAGCGGGAGGUGGAGAGACUGAAGACAAUGCUGAAGAGACAUGCUCUUCAUCCUGUUGAUGAAGACUCCUCCUCUUAGACUCAAACCUCUGCCCCCCCCCCCCCCCCCCAGAUGGCAACAUAUGAAUCCUUAUUUAUUGGUCAUGAACAGUUCAAGUGAUUAAUGGGUGAAACCGUCUGACAUCAUCGUGGUUUUCUUUUUAGAGCUGAAGGUACACAGGAGGUCAGGACAAGCAGGUAGGUGCAUCACUAUGAAUGACGUUAUGGAAAUUCUUGUUUGGAUUUUCUUUAAAGCUACUGCAGUUCACAGUGAAGUAAAACUCUUCAGCAAUGACAAAGAGGAGCUAUUUCAAAUGAAACCUCUGAUGUGAGAAUUUCUUAUUCUAGGAGUCUUUGGCGUCAUCGGUUCAUGUUGGGGUUGGGGUUAGAGUUAGGGCAGUGUUUUAGAGAGUUCAGAAGAACGCGUUUGAUCUAUUUUUGAUCAGUUAUUGAGCUCAGAUGUUUAUGGCAAAUUUCAAAUAGAAUACAAACGCUGCAAAAACAUAAAUAAAGUAGCAGCCACAUUUUUUGUCAGAACAUCAACUGGGCCACUCUGAUCCACUGAAUUGUUGUUUGUAUUUCCUUUAAGUGCAUUGUUAAUAUUUAUUACCUGAAACACUACAUAUCCCAUAUACAGCAAAGUUUUUAUUUGUACACAUAGAGGUACUUGUACUUAUUUAUGGCUGCGUGUUUUGGCUUUAUAUUAGUACUUUUAUUGUUUACUGUGCAGCGAUUUAUUGUAGCAGUGUAGUACUGUGAACCAGAUUGUUUUUCUAUUGUGUGCAAUGUGCUGUAAAUACAGGUUCUUCUCAAAAAAUUAGCAUAUUGUGAUAAAGUUCGUUAUUUUCUGUAGUGUACUGAUAAACAUUAGACUUUCAUGUAUAUUAGAUUCAUUACACACAACUGAAGUAGUUCAAGCCUUUUAUUGUUUCUAAUAUUGAUGAUUUUGGCAUACAGCUCAUGACAACCCAAAAUUCCUAUCUCAAAAAAUUAGCAUAUUUCAUCCGACCAAUAAAAGAAAAGUGUUUUAAAUACAAAAAAGUCAACCUUCAAAUAAUUAUGUUCAGUUAUGCACUCAACACUUGGUCGGGAAUCCUUUAGCAGAAAUGACUGCUUCAAUGCGGCGUGGCAUGGAGGCAAUCAGCCUGUGGCACUGCUGAGGUGUUAUGGAGGCCCAGGAUGCUUCGAUAGUGGCCUUAAGCUCGUCCAGAGUGUUGGGUCUUGCGUCUCUCCACGUUCUCCUCACAAUAUCCCACAGAUUCUCUAUGGGGUUCAGGUCAGGAGAGUUGGCAGGCCAACUGAGCACAGUAAUACCAUGGUCAGUAAACCGUUUACCAGUGGUUUUGGCACUUUGAGCAGGUGCCAGGUCGUGCUGAAAAAUGAAAUCUUCAUCUCCAUAAAGCUUUUCAGCAGAUGGAAGCAUGAAGUGCUCCAAAAUCUCCUGAUAGCUAGCUGCAUUGACCCUGCCCUUGAUAAAACACAGUGGACCAACACCAGCAGCUGACAUGGUACCCCAGACCAUCACUGACUGUGGGUACUUGACACUGGACUUCGGGCAUUUUGGCAUUUCCCUCUGCCCAGUCUUCCUCCAGACUCUGGCACCAUGAUUUCCGAAUGACAUCCAAAAUUUGCUUUCAUUCGAAAAAAGUACUUUGGACCACUGAGCAACAGUCCAGUGCUGCUUCUCUAAUGCCCAGGUCAGGCACUGUUUCUGGUUCAAAAGUGGCUUGACCUGGGGAAUCCGGCACCUAGCCCAUUUCCUGCACACACCUGUACACGGUGGCUCUGGAUGUUUCUACUCCAGACUCAGUCCACUGCUUCCGCAGGUCCCCCAAGGUCUGGAAUCGGUCCUUCUCCACAAUCUUCCUCAGGGUCCGGUCACCUCUUCUCGUUGUGCAGCGUUUUCUGCCACACUUUUUCCUUCCCACAGACUUCCCACUGAGGUGCCUUGAUUCAGCACUCUGGGAACAGCCUAUUCGUUCAGAAAUUUCUUUCUGUGUCUUACCCUCUUGUUGAGGGUGUCAAUGAUGGCCUUCUGGACAGCAGUCAGGUCGGCAGUCUUACCCAUGAUUACAGUUUUGAGCAAUGAACCAGGCUGGGAGUUUUUAUAAGCCUCAGGAAUCUUUUGCAGGUGUUUAGAGGUAAUUAGUUGAUUCAGAUGAUUAGGUUAAUAGCUCGUUUAGAGAAACUUUUCAUGAUAUGCUAAUUUUUUUAGAUGGGAAUUUUGGGUUUUCAUGAGCUGUAUGCCAAAAUCAUCAAUAUUAGAAACAAUAAAAGGCUUGAACUACUUCAGUUGUGUGUAAUGAAUCUAAUAUAUAUGAAAGUCUUAUGUUUAUCAGUACAUUACAGAAAAUAAUGAACUUUAUCACAAUAGGCAAAUUUUUUGAGAAGGACCUGUACAAAGUAUUUGGAAUGCCAUAUUAGUUAAAGACCAAGUUCACUUGUUAUUUUUGAAAUGUGAUCAGUUUCUAUGAGUUUAAAAUGCGCACUAAACAUGAAAAUUGUCCUUUACCCCUAUUUCUUGCAUUAGCGACUAAUAGAAGGUAGACAAGGUAACACUCCAAUAAUAAAAGCCAGUCAGAUCUAUGUCACAUUGUCAAAUUAGCAUUGAUGCACUCUCCCAUCUUUGCUCUCAACAGGGAGGGUGUCUGUUGAUUCAGUGUCCAGGAGAGAGCAGAUCAUGUCUCGGCUAACAGAAGCUAAUAGUUAGCCUUAGCAACUCCACAACACAGCAAAACUCUUUCAGGCUUGUGUUAUUUGUAGAGAUAAAUUGUUGCAAAACAAACAGUCCAUGGUAGAACUGUGCUGCUGUGAGCCAGUCAGAGGCCAGAUGUCUGAUUAUCAGGAAAUAAGACCCCAGAAUUCCCGGUAUUCUCCUUACCACUGCUCUGAUUCACUUCUAGUUCCUGAAACGAGAUCACCAGAGCUUUUUUCCCACAGAGAUUGACUCACAAGGCAUUCAUUUAUACUAGAGACCACUGCAAAUGUAUUGAAAACAUGAGUGAACUUGGCCUUUAAGGAUAGAAUAUCUCCCUCUCAGUAUUGUUUUAAUAAAUAAUGUAUAUUAUGUAUUUAAUAUAGUUCUUGCGAUUCUCAGUCUGGCCAUCAGGGGUUGCCAAAAUACCACACAAGUUUAUUCAUUUUUUUAUGUUUGUUUUCAUUCCCACUUUUAAAAAUGUGUACUCUAAAAAGCAUAAUUUCAGACCUCUAAUGCCAAAAUGCAUUUAUAGAUUAGGGUUUGAUCAUAAUUAUAAUGUAGUGAAAAGCCCUUUGAAACCAGCCAGUGUCCCUCUGAUUUCUAGAAACCUGUCCUGUCCCUACAGCUUUGCUGCAGGUAAUGACUCAAACCCCACAGUUCAUUUGUGGCCUGCAGAUAAUGAGGGCAAACUGUGAAGCAGAGAUUCUGACUAAAUGUCUGUUCCGUCCCACUUUUUUUCUCAAGCCAUACUGCAAACAGCAGGUGAUUAAUUAUAUUCUUGGUGCUGUACAACAUUGAAUGUUCCUAUCGCUGUAACUCAUCCCCAGAUAAAGGCAGCAAUUUGACUUAAA